Molecule: messenger RNA, 2331 nt
Organism: Odocoileus virginianus texanus
Lineage: Eukaryota; Metazoa; Chordata; Mammalia; Artiodactyla; Cervidae
Source: RefSeq, a predicted model, not a curated record
AUGGGCAACAUCCAGAAGAAGCUGACGCGCAGGAGCGAGGGCGGCAAGCGGCAGGAGAAGGGAAGUGGAAGUGCAGCCGAUCUAAGUAUCUUAUAUUCAAAUAGAGCAGCAUGUUACCUCAAAGACGGAAACUGCAGUGGCUGUAUUCAGGAUUGUAACAGGGCCCUGGAACUUCAUCCAUUCUCCAUCAAGCCUCUUCUUCGACGUGCAAUGGCCUAUGAAACUGUAGAGCAGUAUCAGAAAGCUUACGUGGAUUAUAAAACAGUGUUGCAAAUAGACUGUGGAAUCCAGAUAGCAAAUGACAGUAUUAACAGGAUAACAAAGAUUUUGAUCGCUCUGGAUGGCCCAAACUGGCGGGAGAAGCUGCCACCCAUUCCUGCUGUGCCCACCUCCGCACAAGUGCGGGCUUGGCGGCCUGCGGCAGAGACGCCCCCAGACCAAGUGGGAGAUUCCUGCCACCAUCCCCAGCCGGGCACACCAGAUGAAAAAGUAUUUAAAACCCUUAAAGAAGAAGGAAAUCAAUGUGUAAAAGACAAAAACUAUAAAGAUGCCCUUAGUAAAUACAGUGAAUGCUUAAAGAUUAACAACAAGGAAUGUGCCAUUUAUACAAACAGAGCCCUCUGUUACUUGAAGCUGGGCCAGUUUGAAGAGGCAAAGCAGGACUGUGACCAGGCCCUUCAGAUGGAUCACAGGAGUGUGAAAGCUUACUAUAGACGAGCCCUUGCUCACAAAGGGCUCAAGAAUUAUCAGAAAAGUUUAAACGAUCUCAAUAAAGUUCUCCUACUAGACCCAAGUAUUGUUGAGGCAAAAAUGGAACUGGAAGAGGUAACCAGAAUCCUUAAUAUUAAGGAUAAUACAGCAUCAUUCAACAAAGAAAAGGAGAGAAGGAAAAUUGAGAUUCAAGAGGUGAGUGAAGGCCAUCAGGAAGAGUCUGAGAGGACCGUGAAGGAAGCCCCCACGGACGGCCUUGCUUCUGAGAAGGGGGACACCAGUAAUGGGCCACAAGAACUCUAUGAGAAACUGCUGAUCUCCAGGCCUAACAGUGCCUACGAAUUUGGUCAGGUUAUAAACGCCAUCAGUACGAGGAAAGAUCAAGGAGCCUGUGCACACCUGCUAGCCAUCACUGAACCCAAAGAUUUGCCAGUGUUGUUGAGUAACAAACUUGAAGGGGACACGUUCCUCCUCCUCCUCCAGUCUCUGAAAAGUCAUCUUAUUGAUAAAGAUCCCUCCUUGGUGUAUCAGCAUCUUUUAUAUCUGAGCAAAGCAGAAAGGUUUAAGAUGAUGUUGACACUAAUUAGCAAAGACCAAAAGGAGCAGAUGAAGCGGCUCUUUGAUGACCUCUCAGAUGCACCAAACAAACACUUUACUUUAGAAGAUGUACAGGCCCUCAAAAGGCACUAUGAUGUUUAAAUCAAGAUAAUGGUUAGAUUUCUUCUAUGUAUGUAUGUGUUCCAGUAAUGCCAGUGAGAUGGUAUUGUAAUAGAGUUGCAUGGAUAAAACCUGGCUUAGAAAAGAUCCCUUGGUCUGGACUAUAAAAUAUUUUACUUAUUUUUAUACACAGAACACGUAUAUUCUACAAUCUCCUUUUUAUUAGUUGUAAAUAUUUUCUUAUGUACCAGAGCUAACAUCUUUAUAUUUAAUAAUAAGUAUAUUUGGAACUUGUUAAGAUGCAUUUUAACUUAUACCAUACAUUUUCUCUUAAUGACUUGUUAAAAUUUUGAGUUAAAUUCUACUUCUUUGGGCUAUGAAGCAGUCCUCUUAAGUUUGGUAGAAAUGUCAUUUCUUUAUAGUUCAUUUUUAAAAGUGAAAAUCAUUAACAGUGAUUAUUACAUCACCUUUAUUUCCUGCUAAGAUAUAUAUAAAUCCCAUUUUAUAUUACUUGUGGAUGACAGGCCUCUAAGAUGAAACACAACAUUUAAGUCUAUAAUAGGAAAUGAUUAUUAAAUAAAUUUUGGUUAUUUAGAGCUAUAAGAGGAACGUAUUUUUUCUAAUAGGGAAGUAUUGCCUACUAAUUAAGAACAGAAAUUGCCAAAAAUUCUAUUACUAGAUUUUUGAAGGCUGGUUUCCCUUAUGUGUUGUUUAUAUAAGCAAUAACAGAACAGCCACUGUAUAAAAGCAACCAAGCCUGCAUUUCUAUUUGAAUUGUCACUUGCACAUUUCCCCCAAACAUUUUAAGUUACUUCUCCCUCUUUUUUUCCCUCCUCCUUUAAGCAUGAUCAUAUUUAUUCCCUUAGUGCAAAAGGGAAAAUGAAGAACUCUUUAUAUUGAGAGCUCACUUGUCACUUGGGUCAAAGUAAAGGUAUUUCUUAUAAUAAAACAUUCAGGUCUCUA